Molecule: messenger RNA, 2105 nt
Organism: Annulohypoxylon truncatum
Lineage: Eukaryota; Fungi; Ascomycota; Sordariomycetes; Xylariales; Hypoxylaceae
Product: carbohydrate esterase family 9 protein
Exons: 2
Coding region: 521-1834 (437 amino acids)
Biological process (GO): N-acetylglucosamine catabolic process
Molecular function (GO): N-acetylglucosamine-6-phosphate deacetylase activity
Source: RefSeq, a predicted model, not a curated record
CUCUACAUACCACCACUCUUAGUAACCAGCCCUCCGACCUAGAAUGCCCUGGAGGAUGCUGACCAGUCUUCUUAGUCACAUGUUGUUACCAUUGGUCUGCACAUUUUCCGCCGUGGAUAUUGGUACCAGUCCAUUUACAGCAAACCGGGCUCCAUUGUCACAAUCUCAAGACUGACGUCUGACCGGCCCCACCGAUCAAACAGCAGAGAGCAAUCUCACUUGUCAUCGGCCCUUACGCUGAUGCCAGUGACAAACUCUUUCGGCCUUCCAGAUAUUGAUACGCAUGGAUCUAACAAGCCGAGAUUUUUCGGAACCAAUAUCGGCCACCCUUCGGAGUCAGCGGCAACGCAUCGUGAUAUCAUGAAUAAAUACAUCUAUGAGCCAUUUCCCAUAGUUUAUUGUGUUCUCGUUUAUGGAAAUUCAAGUACUCGCUGAAGGGACAACUGUCCUACUACUCGAUAAAACAUAGAAUCAUCAAACAAUCUAUUUUUAACUACCUACCUAGGUAUAUACUGGCAUCAUGCCUCACUCCUUGCCAUCGUCGCCUAAGUCGACACCUUCAGAUGGCCGAAACGGUAUUACCAAGUUCACCAACUGUCGUAUCUUGAAGAACGACAAGUUAGUCGAGGAAGACCUAUGGGUCAAUUCCAUCACUGGAAAAAUCAUCAGAAGCCAAGCUGCUUUCUACGAUGAUUUCAUUCUCCCUGACGAGGUCGUCAACCUAGGUGGACGUAUCUUAUCACCGGGUCUCAUCGAAUGUCAGCUGAACGGUGCUUUCGGUUUCAACUUCUCUACGCUUCUUGAGCCUGCUGUCUACGCGAAGAAGGUCAAGGAGUUGAAUAAGCAAAUGGUCAAGACCGGCGUCACGUCCUACGUCCCCACCAUCACAAGCCAACGAAGCGAACUCUACAAGCGGGCGUUGCCACAUCUCGCACCGUCCGGGUACUUGCAGGUCGCCGAAGAUGGAGCGGAAUCGCUUGGCGCACACUGCGAAGGCCCAUUCUUAAGCCCAACUAAGAACGGAGUACAUGACGUAGAUGUGCUGCGAGUAGCCGAGACCUUCGAAGAUUUGGAAGAUUGCUACGGCGCAUCAAACCUCAAUCCCGAAACCACAUUCCGUCCUCUCCCGAUCAAGAUGAUAACCGCCGCGCCGGAGCGGGGACAAAUGACGAAGCUCAUCCCCGAACUUACGAGCCAUGGCAUCAUCUACUCGAUCGGACACUCGGAAGCAACAUACGAAGAGGCGUCAGCGGCUGUCGCUGCAGGUGCGACAAUGAUCACUCACUUAUUCAACGCUAUGCGACCUCUGCACCACCGGAAUCCCGGUAUCUUCGGUGUCUUGGGUGAAGCAGAAAGCUUGCCCCGCCCCUAUUUUGGCAUCAUCGCCGACGGGGAGCACUUACAUCCCACAACCAUCAAGAUUGCCUUCAAUGCUCAUCCGGAUGGUUUCAUCCUCGUCACAGACUCUAUGCACCUAGUGGGUCUCCCAGAUGGCGCUUACCAGUGGACCAACGGCGAGAACACGAGUAACAUCUUAAAGAAGGGUAAUAAAUUGAUCUUGGAGGGCACCGAUCGAAUUGCUGGGAGUUCGAUAACACUCAUCGAAUGUGUAUCUAACUUCCUCAAUUGGUCUGGCGCAGGCAUACCCCAAGCGCUGAAGGCCGUCACAUCGACCCCAGCCGCAAUGCUAGGGCUACAGGGUAUCAAGGGCUGCCUCGAUGACGGCGCAGACGCGGACAUGGUCGUCUUAUCUGAGAAGCAUAAGACGGAUGGCAGUGUCGAGCUCGUCGUGGACGAGGUCUGGAAAUUCGGAACCAAGGUUUUUAGCCACUAAUGCUCAGCUAGAUAUGCUCAGGAAUGGUAAGAAGAGGGGAAAAAAGUCAGAAAUAAAACGGCUCACGAGACACUUAGACUUGAUGAGAUAAUUUGUACAUAAAGAAUGGUUAUGGAGUCAGGUGGUCUAUUCAUAGCAACGUAGAAACGUUGUCGCGACUGGGCUCAUACACAUACAUGGUAGACUAUAAGGAUUUGAUAUACCCCAAGUAGCUUUGUUGGAAGAGAUAACUAUUAGAGGUACUCCGUUUAAAGAGCUUUAUUAAUAAACA